AUGUGGGAUAGAAAGGCUGAUUUCCGAAAGAUAGGGUUUGCAAAUUCUCUUGCAGAAGUUGGAAGAAACAACCUUAAGACUUCGAUUGAAAGUUCACAGGAGGCUGCUAAGAAGUCCCUGGAAAAAGCUACUGAGCGUGUGAGAUGCCUUGAGGAUGAUUUAGCAAAGUCCAGGAGUGAGAUUAUAGUAUUACGAUCAGAGCGUGACAAGAUGGCACUUGAAGCAAAUUUUGCAAGAGAGAGACUUGAUAGCUUUAUGAAAGAAUUGGAACAUCAGGCAUGUCCUUCUGAAGCAAAAGGUGUCUUACAAAGAAAUGUAGAGUUUUCUCAGCUUGUUGUUGAAUACCAACGAAAGUUACGUGAAAGCUCUGAGUCAUUGAUUGCUGCUGAGGAGCUUUCUCGGAAACUUACUAUGGAGUUGUCAGUUUUAAAACAAGAAAAGGAAGUCAUAUCAAAUGCUGAAAAAAGAGCUUCUAACGAGGUUUGCAGUUUGUCUGAAAGAGUGCAGCGUUUGCAGGCUAGUUUGGGUACUAUACAGAGUACUGAGGAAGUUCGAGAGGAAGCAAGAGCUGCAGAGAGGGCUAAGCAAGAAGAAUAUAUAAGGAAAUUGGAGAGGGAAUGGGCUGAGGCCAAGCAAGAUUUAAAUGAAGAGCGGGAAAAUGUGAGAAGAUUCACACUAGAUCGGGACCAGACCAUAAAAAAUUCUCUGAGACAGGUUGAGGAUAUGAGCAAAGAGUUAGCCAAUGCAUUGCAUGCGGUUGCAUCUGCUGAAUCCAGGGCUGCUGUUGCUGAGGCAAAACUCUCCAGUCUUCACAGAAAAUUGGGUUCCUCAGAUGACAAGCUUGUCGAAAUGGGUGGAGAGAGUGGACCUUCCACUUUAUCAAGUGAUAAGGUUGUUGUUAGUGAAUUGCAAAAGGCAAAGGAGGAGAUAGAAAAGUUUAAAGAGGAAGCACAUGCCAACAAAGUUCACAUGCUGCAGUAUAAAAGCAUUGCUGAGGUAAAUGAAGAUGCACUGAAACAGAUAGAAAUGGCACAUGAGAAGUUUAAAACUGAGGCUGAAGAAACAAAGAAAGUUCUAGAAUCUGAACUUCAUUCACUCAGAGAGAAGAUGUUAGAGAUUGAAAAUGAAUCUAGUUUGAAAUACAAAGAAGUUGCUUCUGAAACUGUGGGAAAGGAAGAAGCUCUUACAUCGGCUAUGGCUGAAAUCACAAAUCUUAAAGAAGAAAUUUUAACGAAAUCUUCCCAAAUUUCAGCAUUGGAGAUUCAAUUAUCGGGUUUAAAGGAAAACCUCGAUAGGGAGCAUCAGAAAUGGCGUGCUGCUCAAACCAAUUAUGAAAGACAGGUUGUUCUGCAGUCUGAAACGAUUCAGGAGUUGACGAAAACAUCUGAAGCACUAGCCUUGCUGCAGGAGGAGGCCUCUGAGUUACGGAAACUAACCAAUACUCAGAAAAUUGAAAAUAAUGAACUGAAGGCUAGGUGGGAAGAUGAGAAGGCACAACUAGAGAAGUCUAGGAAUGAUGCUGAAAAGAAAUACAAUGAAAUCAAUGAACAGAAUAAAAUAUUACAUAGCCAACUUGAGGCUUUUCAUAUUCAAUGGGCUGAGAAGGAGCGAAAUGCUGCUGGUAUUUCAUCUGGAAGUAGUAGUGCAGAUGCCUUUGGUGAUGCUGGCCUUCAAAAUGCAGAAACAGAAGUUUCGUUGUUAAAACAAGAGAAGCUGCGGUUACAGUCACAGCUUGAGAGUGCUUUGAAGGAAGCAGAGUCUGCACAUGCAUCUCUAGAAUCUGAGCGUGCAAAAUCUAGAUCAUUUUUGUUUACUGAAGAAGAGUUCAAAUCGUUGCAGCUUCAGGUCAGAGAAAUGAAUUUACUUCGUGAGAGUAACAUGCAGCUCAGGGAAGAAAAUAAACACAAUUUUGAGGAGUGUCAGAAAUUGCGUGAACUAGCACAAAAGGCUAGAGCCGAGGCAGAUAACCUUGAGAAGGUCCUGAGGGAAAGAGAAAUUGAGCUUGAAGGCCAUAAGAAAGAAAUUGAAACGCUAAAAAUGGAAAAAGAUAAUCUCAACAACAAGGUUUUGGAGUUGCUUGAAAGGAGUAAAAAUGUUGAUGUUGAGGAUUAUGAUCGAGUGAAGAAACUUGCUAGAGAAAUUCAGGAUAAACUAAGAGAUAGGGAUGCUCGGAUUGAUGAAAUGAGUAAAAGUCUAUCAGAGAAGCAGGAUUCUGUUUCCCGUCUAGAGAAAGAUCUUGCAAACUGUCGAUUGGAGCUUGUAGAGAGAGAAAAGAGAAUUAAUGACAUUCUGCAUAAUGAGGUCAUUGAGAUAUUCUCUAUGAAACUGCUGACUCAGUUUAAGAAGAGAAUUGAUGUUUUGUUAAGGGAAAAGGAAGACAUCAGUAAAGAGAACCAGCAACUUUCUAGGCAAUUAGACGAAAUUAAACAAGGGAAAAGGUCAACAUGUGAUACAACUGGUGAGCAAGCGAUGAAGGAAGAAAAGGACACAAGAAUACAGAUUUUGGAAAAACAUCUAGAGAGACUUAGAGAUGAAUUAAAGAAGGAGAAGGAAGAAUGUCGCCUAGAGAGAGGUAGACGAUUGAAGACUGAAAAGGCUAUAAAGGACUCUUACAACAACGUUGAGCAGGAGAAAAUAAAAUUUGUUAAUGAAAUUGAGAAGCAUAAGGAGUCUCUGAAAAAGUUAUCUGAUGAGGUAGAAAAGCUUAAGAUUGUUAUUGGCAAUCUUCCUGAGGGUUCAAAUGUGGUUCAACUUCUUUCUGGAUCCAAUGUUGAUGACUUUGCUGCUUCUUACAUAUCUGCCGUGGAAAAUUUUGAAAAGGAAGCUCAUUCAAUAUUUCGUGAGCUUGGAGGUCGUGGCAAUCUUGGAGAUGCAGCUACAAUUACAGAUGGUUCAACAGCUGCUACAGGUUCUCUUGGCCAAGUUCAAUCCCAAAGCAUCACACCUCUGGCUGCACCUGGAGCUAGCAGUUUACCACCUAAAGCGACUGGAGAAAGUGAGAAAAGACUGGCAGUACCUGUACCCAAAGCUAGUGUUGAAACACGUCGAACAGGUAGAAAAUUGGUCAGGCCUAGACUCGUAAGACCUGAUGAGCCUCAAGGUGACACAGAAAUGUCUGAUGCUGAAGGACCAGGGGGCAAGCCUGGGCCUUCUAGUGACACAGAGACAAGUAAUUUUGCCCAAUCAUCUCAACCAUUGGCUCGUAAGCGUGUUGCUCCGACCUCCACUUCAGAAUUACGUGAAGAAUCAGUUGCACCUGGUGAGAAGAGCUCUGAUGUAGUAGCACCUGUGUUGAAGAAGUCAAAAGGAUCGGAGUCCCCAGAAGAGAGUACAGAAGAACAACCUGCUGCAACUCUGGAAUUUCCUGGCAGUCACCCAGCAACUGAAGAAUUAUUUGAUAGCAGUGAGUUGCCACAAGGCCAAAAUGAGGAAGGUGAAGCCCAAAAUGAAGAUGGUGAAAUUACUGUUGGGAAUGACGAGGAAGCAAAAGAUCCACAACACUUGGAUGGUACGAGUGAAGAGGAAUUACAAGGUGACAAAGCUGGAAUUUUAGAAGAGAAUCCGGAUCAACCUGAUGAGAUGCAGAGGGAUCAUACUGACCCAGACAACCAACAGUCAACAUUGGCACCCAGUAAUGAGAGAGAAGAGGGAGAAUUGUUGCCAGAUACUGGAGAUCUUGAGGGUGGUAGUGACUUGUCUAACGUUGUGGAAAAUCAAGAAUCUCGGGAAGGUCCAUCUGAGUCUGCCGCAACCCCUGAACGUUCCCCGGCCAGGGGGGAUUAUGAUGCUCUAGAGGCUGGCGAGAUUAAUUCUCCCGAGCUUUCAAGUGAUGAUAAGAAUGAUGAGAUUGACUUGGUGGAGGAGGCUGCUGAUGGUUCCGACAAGUUACUUGAUGUUAAUGAGCCAAUAUCAGUGGAGAGUGAUCAGGUAGCUGACCCUACACCAGUUGUGAGUGAUGGUGGUGCUACUUUGACAAGUAGUGUUACAGAAAGUAGCUCGUCUAAGGUGAACUUACCUGUUCCAAGGCAAGGGACCCCCAGUGUCCCAUCUGAAACAGAAGAGACCGUAAAGCAGGCAUCACCUAUUGGUAGUACUUCAACUACCAUAAAUUUGUCAGAGCGAGCACGGGAAAGGGCUCAAAUGAGACAGGCUGGGUUGGUUUCUACCCCUACCGUUACUAGAGGUCGUGGAAGAAGUGCUCCCCGAGGUCGGGCUCGCGGACGGGCAGUAGUACGCCGGCCACCUCCAUCUUCUGGUGGUGACCCAUGA
Molecule: messenger RNA, 4269 nt
Organism: Sphenostylis stenocarpa
Lineage: Eukaryota; Viridiplantae; Streptophyta; Magnoliopsida; Fabales; Fabaceae
Source: the annotation of a GenBank genome assembly